AAUACUAACAGUGGAGCGAGACGGGACGAGAGGAGACGCGAUCAUGCAUAAUGGAGAUGGAGAGAGAGGAGGAGACACCGGGACAGGCGCCCAGAUCAGGCCGAUGAUCAAUGAUGGGAGAAGUCUGUUUUAAACCUUGUCUUCGUUCGACCCGGCGAAUUCAAACCCCGACCUUAAAAUCCCUGAAAUCCACACCCCCAACUCUCUAAUCCCAGUUCUCUGCGCCCUUAAACCCGUUCCCAAACAGGGACUCGCUGAUGUGUGACCAGGAUUGCUGAUUGGGCUCUGGUCGUGGGUCCAACUAGUUCAGGCACGGGGAUAACUGGCUGAGCCGGACCAGGUCGCCUCUCAGCUGCUCUGUUCGCCCGCUCAUCUCCCUUCUCCCCUGACGCAUCAACUUCUCCUUGGCGGCGGCGAUGACGAACGGCGGAUGAUCGCAGCGACCUCCGACUAGCACUGCUGCAGAAAAAGAGCAGGAUUUCGUCAUUGAAAACAUGGAUCCAGCAGAAGUUUUGAAUGUCAGAUUCCACUUUGGGGGCGAGUUCAUACGGAUUGGUCCAUCGCUUGAUUAUGUGGGUGGAGAGACUAGAAUGUCGGAGAUUGAGCGGGACAAGCUCUCGUUGCCGGAGCUGAAAGGCUUUUUAGGAGAUCAUAUGAUAGUGAAGGAGAGCAUGAAGUUCCAUUUUUUGUUGCCUGGCAGAGAGUUGAUAAAUGGAUUGCUUUUCUUAUUUGAUGAUGCUGGUUGCAUGAAGAUGUCUGACUGCAUUACAGAUGGAGGGGUUGCUGAAGUAUAUGUGGAGUAUAAUGGUGAGGAGGAUGAACCAGAGGAAGCAGAUAGUGGCUCUGAUUUUGAAGGAGAUGAGCUUGAGGACCUAAUGUGCAUUGGCAGUGAAGAAGAGCCUGAUUUAGUUAUCACUGCAGGAGAUGAGCAUGACAAUGGAAAUGAACAGAGUGGUGGUGCAAGAGGAGAGAUACUUGAACAUAUAGUUGUUCCUAACAAAGAUGGUGUGAUCACACAAGUGAUAAGCAGUCCUUUGAAGAAAAAUGUGAGAAGUGGUUGUGCCAGUCAGUGUUCUCAAGUUGUUAAUCCAACUCAAGCCUAUGAAACAGCAAAUGAUCUGUCCCAAGUUUCUGAAGUUGCACAAAAUGCUGCAGUAGUUGCACGGCAUGCUGCUGUAGUUCCACAAAAUGCUACUACAGUUUCUGAAAAUGCUGCAGUAGUUUCUGAAAAUACUGCAGAAGUUGGACAAGAUGUUGCAGAUUCAUCUGACUCAGAGGACAUUGAGUAUGUGCCACAUACAGAUGACAGUGGGGAAGAAUCAGAGGUAAUUGAGCUGAGAAAGCAUGCAAGAAAAUUUAGGAAAAAGAUGAGAGAUUCCAAGAGGUGGGCUGAUACAGAUUCAACUGGGGCAGUGCCUAUUGAGCUGGUCGCAAAUGUGGAGGAGACUGUACAUGAUAUGGAAUUUGAAUCAUCUGAUGAGGACUACUCAUAUGAUGAAGAUGAAGAUGGGAACAUGGUCAGGAGGAAGAGCAAGUAUAUUAGGUUUAACCCAGAAUCUGACAUUCCACACUUUAGUCUAGGAAUGGUUUUUAGAAGUAAGAAGCAAUUAACCAAAGCUAUAAAGAGGUAUGGACUUGCUACCAAAAGGAGCAUUUCUUUCUUAAAAUCUGAGGAGCAUAGAGUUAGAGCAAAGUGUGAUUGGCCUGGGUGUCCAUGGUUGUUGUAUGCAGCAAAAACAAGUAGGUGUCAUGCGCGUCGCCGUUCAACCUACACUACACAGAAGUCCAGUGUACCGACGACCCCGAUCUGAUCUGAUCUGAUCUGAUCGGACUCGAGCUGAUCUUCGAUCGGUAGCACGUCCGCUUCGGCCAUCCUUGUCCCUGCGAUUCCUGCGUCCCUAUCUCCCAUCUCUCCGCUGUAACGACGCAUGGCCCUGGCUGCUAUGCUGGGAAGAGUACAGCGGGCAAGCACCAUCACUAGUACCAGCUCAGUGCAACACUGUACCGCUUUGCGUGAUGCAUAAUUGCGCAGCUUAGCUUAGCUGCGGUGCAUCUGCAUCCUAGGUACUACUCCAGUAAUCAACCGAUUCGUGCGUACCCGCCCGGACACCCUGUUGCUGUCCCCGGAUCGAUCGCCUUUCUCCUUCCUCCCAUCCUUUGCCAACACAGCCACACACACACAUGCACAGAGCUCACGUUCCCUUCUCCUCUUUUAAGCACCCGCACUUUUCCCUCCCCUUUCCACCCCCGUCCUCACCUUCCUGCCCUCCAUCCUCGAGCCCGAGCCUUCUCGUUGCGUUGCGUGAUCAUGAUCUGAUCGGAGCCUUAGCUGCCGGCGAUCGGAAAUGGCGGGCGGUGCUAGGUGCAGAGCCCUGCUGCGCGGCUUCCUGUCGCUUUUCUUUGUCAUGUUCCUCCACAUUGGCCACGCCGGCUGCUGCUUCUCGCCGGGCUCUGCCUCGCAGCAGCACGAGGAAGACGACGCCGGCGCUGCCAGCAGCAGCAGCAGCAGCAAGAGGAGGAAGAUAUCGCCGCUCGCCUUCUCCCCGGCAGUGUCGUCCUCUACUGGUGUUGAAGAGAGGGCCGGCGCCAGGCGCAGGGCCAGGCACGUCUCGUCUCUCGCCACCAGUCUCCGGUGCUACAUACACCGCAUCUUCUCCUCCGCCGGGCGUAAGAAUUCUGUUCCAGGCGGAGAGGAGCAGGAUGAGGCCGUCACGACCACCUUGUCGUCGCCGCUUGCUCAGUCCGUGACGCAGCGUCAGGCGUCCGUGGUGCUCUCCACGCCGUCCUCGCCGUGCGCGUCGCCGUUCCUGUCCCCGAUGUCGCCGCAGUCCCUCAGCGUCACUCCGCUCGUGCCGUGCUCGCCGCUGGCGACCAGGCAGCUGUCCAGGUCGUUCGCCGCCCGCGGGGACCUGUUCCCUUGCAAGGUGUGCGGUGAGGUGCUGAGCAAGCCGCAGCAGCUGGAGCUCCACCAGGCGAUGAAGCACUCCCUCUCGGAGCUCACCCACCUCGACUCCAGCAUGAACAUCAUCCGCAUGAUCUUCCUCGCCGGGUGGGGGCUGUCCCCGCCAGGUGCCGGCGAUCCCCCGGCUGUCAGUCGCAUCCUCAGGAUCCACCACAACCCGCGCGCGCUCUCCCGCUUCGAGGAGUACCGGGACCUCGUCCGCUCCCGCGCCGCCCGCCGCUGCGCGGGCGCCAGCGGCGCGGUGGUGGAGGAGCGGUGCAUCGCGGACGGCAACGAGCGGCUGCGGUUCCACUGCGCCACCAUGCUCUGCUCCCUGGGCGCCGGCGUGUGCGGGAGCCCCUACUGCUGCACCUGCACCAUCCUCCGCCACGGGUUUGCGGGGAAGCAGGCGGACGUGGACGGCAUCGCCACCUACUCCUGCGGGUGGGCCGCGCACGCGUCGCUGCCCGACGAGGUGGAGCGCGAGUUCGCGUUCCUGCAGGUGCGCCGCGCCAUGCUGGUAUGCCGCGUCGUGGCGGGACGCGUCGUUCGCGGCGGCGACGGCGACGGCGACAAGGUGGCCUACGACUCCAUGGUGCCCGUGCCGCCGGGCGGCGGCGGACGAGGGGGAGAGGACGACGCCGAGCUGCUGGUGUUCAACCCCCGGGCCGUGCUCCCGUGCUUCGUCAUCAUGUACGGCAGCUAGCCGUGCGUGGCAUGUGCAUGGAGCACUAGUGUGUAUAGCCGUUUCCCGCUUUUGCUUGUCCCGUCAACUUCUUCGUUAGGUAGGUGGGUGUGUGCCAGUUAGUCGGUCACUCGAUCACCGCCGGCGAUCGUGAACAGGGGGCCGACCUCAGGUUUUGGCUGCAUGGCAUGGCAUGGCAGUGGCACUGCACAUUGGCUGCCCCCCGCUCUGUCGCUGGAUCCGAUCGACCACGUGGUACACCAUGAUGUCGCGUCGAGUCUGCCAUUCGCCCCGCCAUAUACUCAUACGCGAUAAGUUAUGUAGUGUGUGUGGUUGGCAUGCUUUUGUUGCUCUUACUGUUGUCCUCGGUCAUGCGUCAAGUGUCAACUGAACUACUAGUGGUAGUACUUCCUUCGUUUUUAUUGAGUUCGCAUAUUAGCUUUGGUCAAAGUCAAACUUUAUAAACUUUUAUCAAGUUUAUAAACAAAAAUAUUAUGAUAUACAAUAACAAAUCAACAACAUUAGAUUUAUUAUUGGAUGUACUUUCACCUCGAAUAGAUUUAUUAUGAUAAAUGUCUAUAUUGUUUUCUA
Molecule: messenger RNA, 4217 nt
Organism: Triticum aestivum (bread wheat)
Lineage: Eukaryota; Viridiplantae; Streptophyta; Magnoliopsida; Poales; Poaceae
Exons: 2
Coding region: 2346-3647 (433 amino acids)
Source: RefSeq, a predicted model, not a curated record